Messenger RNA from Hermetia illucens (black soldier fly), 1523 nucleotides. RefSeq lists its product as uncharacterized. The record is from RefSeq and is a predicted model, not a curated record. Lineage: Eukaryota; Metazoa; Arthropoda; Insecta; Diptera; Stratiomyidae. Bases 198 to 1400 code for a protein of 400 amino acids. The transcript has 5 exons.
ACGUAUACGUUGACGCUGAGGAAACAACUAAAAACGAAGAAAAAAUUCAGAACCAGACGAAACUAUGGUCCGCCUACGAAAUCGCGAAAUUCCAGUUACAAAGAACAAUAAAAACGAUCACUCCAAAGCCCAAAGAUUCCUCGGCCAACACCACAGCUAAAGGUCCAAAAAAGUAUAGUCAUCAGCAAACUCCGAAGAUGAUGCGUCCGACACCCGGAUUAGGGGGUACUUUGGAUACAAAGCGGUCCAAAAUUGCCAGCCAAGUAAGGUCUAAGCCAUCUGUCGAUAUUCAAAGCUCGAGGAGCAAAAUGCGACCGAAGACCGCCUCAUCUAAAAGGAAACCAGUGGAAAAUUUAGAAGAAUAUUGUAUUUCUCCAGAGAAGAAAGUUACUUUUGAGGCUGACGAAAUCGAAUGUUUCUUCGAUGCCCUCAAGGAAACAGUGGAAGAAGUUGUCCAAUCAAAAUUAGCAAACAUGGUGAAUUCUGUUGUUGAUAGUCUAACCAAAAAAAUUGAAGAAGUAUCGAACAAAUCACAAAAAGUUGAAGCGACUUUGGCCGCAAUGUGUGGAGAGUUAAGUAACAAAAUAAUGUACUAUGGAGAAGAACACAGUCGCCAUUUUCGCUACAUUUGUAUGAAGCUAGAAUACGACAAAAUAUUCUACCAGCACAUCAACAAUCUAAUCCAUCCAGACCCAGCUAAAACAUCAGAAAGUGGUCAACAGACCAUGCAACAAUCGACUCCGCACGAGCCACAUCAAAUCACUCGAAAAUUGUCACCACCCUCGCAACAUUCCAUCGCAGGACAACAGGGCAUUGAUGUUUUUGCAACAAUUCCAACCUGUUCGCACAAUCAGAAUUUAUUGAGUUCCCACGAAGUCAACACUAUCCACCAAACUACGGGAUGGCCACAUCAAGCUGGGGACUCGGCCCUCACUGCACAACUUCCUCCGAUAUCUCAAACAGCAAGACCUUUCAAUCAUUCCCCAUCUGGGCCUUUCCAGCGAGUCAUGGCUUGUCAGACAACCCGUAGUUGUCACAAGCAAAUUGAAAAAGCGAAAUCAAACCCUGAAACCAUACCGAAUGAAAUGAGUGAUCCUGCGAAUAGUUUGGGGCAGAGCAAGUCUUUGGACGUGGCUUUCGUAUCUCCCGGAUCAGACAAUAAGGCACAACUAGGAAUCAAGGAGUUUUUAGAUACUUUGAAGGUGUUUCAGUCUAACUUAAAUAAUAGGCCAUCGCGAGAUAAGAAUGACCCUGUAGGGGUGGAGGAAGUGAAUCCUGUCAAACAGGCCUCCACUCUAAGUCUGAUGGAUACCGAUGACUCAAGCUCUGAAUGCUUGGUAAGUAAUGGAAUGUCAAUACUGAGCAGUGAAGGUGACUCUACACCCCUUCCACCAGAUUAAUGAAUGAAUAAUCUCAAAAGUAUAUCCGGUAGGCAUUGUCUCCAGGAUAUGUAUGAAUAUAUAUAUUAUUUUGAGUGAGUUUUCGUUUGUAGUGCCUUUCAAAUAAAUACUUUUUUAAAUUUG